Saxophila tyrrhenica is the source of this 462-nucleotide messenger RNA. RefSeq lists its product as uncharacterized. The transcript has a single exon. Bases 1 to 462 code for a protein of 153 amino acids. Lineage: Eukaryota; Fungi; Ascomycota; Dothideomycetes; Mycosphaerellales; Extremaceae. The record is from RefSeq and is a predicted model, not a curated record.
AUGGCAACCUUCAUCACUCGAGCCAUUCUUGCCGAAAGUCUGGUGGCCGUCGACAGGCGCACUGCGUCUCCACCUCCCACCCCGAAAGGUGGAAAGCACCCCAAGAAAGCAGCGGCAGCUCAGAAGUCCAAACCCGACGCGGAAAAGACGCAGCUGAAGCACGAGGUAGCAGCCCUCGUCAAACACGAGCUAGAAGCAGACCUCUACCGCGUCGACACCAGCAUCGCCCGGUCCGAGUUCAUGCUGCAAGAGCUUCGACCUCUGGAGCUCGAGUUGGCGGAGAUGACGCGUCUUCUGUCCGAGGAUCACAAAGUCGAGCACGAAGACAGCUGUGACAACUGCGCGCUGAUGCGCCAGACGGACAUCUUGUUGCGGGAAUUUGAGCGUGAGGCUGGAUGUCGGCGCGAACUUGAUGAGAGCCUGGAGGAGUUGAAGGGGAGUAGAGCUGCUUUGGCGGGAUAG